Rhagoletis pomonella (apple maggot) is the source of this 1236-nucleotide messenger RNA. RefSeq lists its product as uncharacterized. Bases 1 to 1236 code for a protein of 411 amino acids. Lineage: Eukaryota; Metazoa; Arthropoda; Insecta; Diptera; Tephritidae. Gene Ontology annotation, molecular function: zinc ion binding; nucleic acid binding. The record is from RefSeq and is a predicted model, not a curated record. The transcript has a single exon.
AUGGAAUACACCGAUUUUUUCUCAAUGUUUACGAGUAUCAUAGAUAAGGAUCCUGAUCUCACGAAUGUCGAGAAGCUGCAGCAUUUACGUUCAUCUCUAAAGGGCCCAGAGCAGGAUGCAAUCCGUUCAUUGGAGAUGACAGGCAACAAUUAUGCUGUGGCUUUAGAUUUGCUUCACAAACGAUUUAACAAUAAGCGUCUUAUUUUCCAGGCACACAUCACUGAGGUUAUGGGCAUCAAAAGGAUGGACACUUCGUCAGCGGUGAAGCUUCGGGAGUUAUCAGACAAGGUAAAUGCAAACCUUCGCGCAUUACAGACUAUUGGAAAUUCGGAGCAAAUAGCAGGGUGCAUAAUCGUGGACACUCAUCUGCAGAAGUUUGACAGUGCUACGCAGACCAAGUGGGAGGAUCUCAUACCCUCAUGGGAGCAGUUUACAACUUUCCUGGAGAAGCGUUGUCAAAAACUGGAGAACGUAGGACACUCUAUGGCAGCAUAUACGAGUGGCUCUCAGGUGGGAAAAAACAGUAGAAUCACUAACCAUAGUAGAAAAUCGUUUAUCACUACUAACGCUUCACCCAAUGGCUGUGUUUUCUGUGCCAGCACAGACCACGCUAUAUAUGCAUGCACGCUUUUUGCAAAUUUGUCGCCACGACUCCGUCUUGAGGAGGCCAAGAAACUGGCCUUGUGCUUAAACUGCCUCAGAAAAGGCCAUCAACUUCGAACGUGCAAUGCUGGCUUAUGUCGUGUAUGCGGAGCCAAGCAUCACAGCCUAUUACAUAUUGACUCCACUAAAUCACAAAGCGCUCCCUCUGCAGUGCAGGGUACCUCACCUUCGCAAGUAACAUCGGAAGACCCUUCGCAAACCGUUUCAACUUCAGUGGCACAUCACUCUUUGGUUGCAAUCGCACAAAGACCGUCAGCUGCCACAUCGGCCCAGAAUCUCAGUCCUAAUGUUGUGCUUCUGGCCACUGCUGUAAUCAAUGUAAAGAACAACUCUGAUACAUGGGUGCCAUGUCGUGCACUGCUCGACUCCGGAUCGCAGGUGCAUAUUGUUACAUCCCGUCUCGCUCAUCAAUUGCAGUUGCGCAAAACCAAGUCUACCACAUGUGUAUCGGGUCUUGGUGAUGCCAACUUCGCCUCUGAUGGUUUUACUAUCAACAUUGUUAUUCAGUCUCAAAAUUCGGAGUAUUCCACUUGCAUUACAGCGUUGGUUGCUCCUAACAUUACGAACUAUUAA